CUGCUUGGCGCAAGUUCAACUCCAUGCCGGCGGGGAAUCUUCCCAUUGUCCCAGCGCACCAGCGCUUAGCAGAAGAAGGCAAUGGCAAUGGCCGAAUUGGCCAUCAGAUUCUCGCUGCCGCCUUCGAGUCGUUCUCACUGUCGCCGGCAGUCUCGCCUGCUGGCAUUCCGGCGGACGCCGGCCUUCCAUUGACAGUUAAGAACACUUUUAUAGAUGUGGCAGAUGAGGAGUCUCCAGACUCUAUGACUUCCUUCCAUGAUGGGGCCAAGACAUGCACUGCCCGCAUGUCGGACACUGCUUCUCCUGCAAGAUUUUUCGUGUCUCAUGAAAGUGGCCCUGGCAGGGACGAGGAACAUCAGGAUGCAACAGGAAGUUCUUUGAUGUGUCCCAAUGCGCCACCAUCACCAGCGUCCCCAACAGAAGAAGAUCAGGGAGACCCACCUCCACCUCCUCAGAUCAGCCCCUCUCAUCUUGGGCGGCAGCUCCUGGGUUUGGCGCUCAACGCCCCUGAAAACAUACAACAUCCACCCUCAGAAGGUUCUCGGCUACACGGGCUUUUCGAUGAGGAAGGGCUCCCAGCAUGCCAGCCAUGCGCAUGGUUCCACAAGAAGCCAAGUGGAUGUAUAAACGGUCAAGCGUGCAAACGCUGCCACCUUUGCCCAGAAGGAGAGCCGAAACUAAGAAAAAAACAGAAAGUUGCCCGUUUGCGCCAGCAACAGGCUGAAGCGGCAAAUCGGGAAGCUGUUCAAGCGCAGGCCCAAGCACAAGCGCAAGCUCAAGCUCAAGCCCAAGCGCAAGCUCGAGCGCAAGCUCAAGCGCAGGUGCAAGCGCAAGCGCAGGUGCAAGCGCAGGCGCAAGCGCAAGCGCAGGCGCAAGCGCAGGCGCAAGCACAGGCGCAAGCGCAGGCGCAAGCGCAGGCGCAAGCAGCACAGGCAGCUGCUCAGGGCGUGCAGGGCCAAGACGCGUCCGCGAGAGCUGCUGAUGCAACUAGAGGUGCCCCAACAUCGACGUCCCAGGGCCAGGGUGUGGUCAUUCAAGGUGGUCAAGUGAUGGCACUCCCUGGCUCUCCGGGUGGAAUGGUGGCAGUCCCAAUUCAUCAGGCUUUGGGCUGCGCUGUGUCAGCGCAAAUGUAUCCAGUGACAAUGGCUCCAUACCCUAUGCUUCCAGCAGGGGGGACCGUAUUGAUGCAGUUGCCUGGCCCACCAUUGACUCAGAUUCCUCAAGCAGCUGUGACGCAAGCUGCAAACUAUAAGCUGGAGGCGCCGCAACUGGUCCAUGGCUCACAGCAGAGAAGUCCAAGCCCGCGGUGGGCGGACAUGGGUGCUGAUGAUCCAUAA
Messenger RNA from Cladocopium goreaui, 1337 nucleotides. Lineage: Eukaryota; Dinophyceae; Suessiales; Symbiodiniaceae. The record is from the annotation of a GenBank genome assembly.